Molecule: messenger RNA, 714 nt
Organism: Cordyceps militaris CM01
Lineage: Eukaryota; Fungi; Ascomycota; Sordariomycetes; Hypocreales; Cordycipitaceae
Exons: 1
Coding region: 1-714 (237 amino acids)
Source: RefSeq, a predicted model, not a curated record
AUGGGCACCCGGCACCUCGUCGUCGUCAUCCUCAACGGCAUCUGGUACAUUGCCCAGUACGGCCAGUGGGACGGGUACCCUGAGGUAGUCGGCAUGCAGCUCGUGCGUCUGCUCGCCAGGCCCGACCUCGUGCGCGACCUCCGCGCCGGGCUGCCGCACACGUACGAGCCCGACGAGGCGACCGUGCAGCGGCUCGAGGCCGACGCCGCCGAGCCGCUGCAGAUCCUCAACCACGUCGAGGCGCGGCUCGACCACAACGGCGAGCUGCGCUUCUCCGACUACCAGGAGUGGCGCCGCGACCCCCUCGCGCGCUGGGCGCCCGAGCUGCUCGACAUGCUGCCCUCGCUGCACCGCGACACGAGCGCCGCCGUGCUCGUGCUCGUCGCCCGCGGCGCCUCGGCCGAGCGGCCCCUGCCCAUCCACCGCCAGCCCGAGUUCGCCAACGACGGCCUGUUUUGCGAGUGGGCGUACGUCGUGGAUCUCGACACCGACGUGCUCGAGGUCUACGAGGGCGCCGCGGCCAAGACACCCGGACACCGCUUCGCCCACGUCGGUCCCGACUCCGCCACGGUCCCCGUCCUGGUCCUCUCGCUGCCGUUUGACAAGCUCGACGACUACAAGAACGACCGGAACGCCUUCGUUGCCCGCAUCAAUCACGAGAUUGAUGGCAUCAACAAACGCAACGCGGCAGCUCGCAAGGAGCUAGACGAGUAA